GAAAAUAUUUGAGUGUUUUUUCUUUAUUUGUGUCACUCCCCUUGUUGGCUACUGUGGCGCUCCACCCUUGCCAGAUAACGUGUGUUAGAACAGGUGGCAGGUUUCCAAGCUCUAAGGCAAAAACACCCGAAAGGAUGGACUUGCCGUCUGACUCGGAAACACAGCUCCUCGUUGAGACUUCCCUGGAGCCUCUCACAAGGUCGAGUCCUACGGGGAUUAGGAAUUCAGAUUCGGAGCUCAGUGAAGAUGACUGCAGCGCGGGGCAGGAGUUGAGCGACGUGUCAAAGUCUGAAAACAAGACAAGACGUGUGGCCAGAAGGAAGCUCCUUGCCGCUUGCGCCGUCAGCCUCGUCUUUAUGACCGGAGAGGUGAUCGGCGGAUACGCGGCUCACAGUUUGGCCAUCAUGACGGACGCGGCUCACCUUCUGACGGACUUCGGCAGCAUCGUGAUCAGCAUCUUCUCCCUGGAGGUUUCGUCCAGGCCUCAAACUCAAACCAUGACUUUCGGCUGGCACCGAGCAGAGAUUCUGGGGAUGUUCCUCUCCAUCGUGUCGGUCUGGGCCGUGACGGCGGUUCUGGUCUUCUCAGCCGUGCAGAGGAUCGCUGAGGGAGAGUACGACAUCGACGGCCAGAUCAUGCUCGUGACCUCGGCCUGCGCCGUGGUUGUCAACGUCCUGAUGGUUCUGAUUCUUCAUCAGUCCGGUGCCUCACACGGCCACAACCACAAGGUCCCCGUAGCGCAGAGGGACAAACGGACUCGGGGUCGUCACCACGGCAGCGCGAGUGUGAAGGCGGCCUUCGUCCACGUGUUGGGCGACCUGCUGCAGAGUGUCGGUGUCCUCCUGGCUGCUAGCAUCAUUCACUUCUGGCCUGAGUAUAAAGUGGCAGAUCCUCUUUGCACCUUCCUGUUCUCCGUCGUCGUCGUCGGAACGACACUUCCCGUCUCGAAGGACGUGUUCAGGAUACUGAUGGAAGGCGCUCCUCAGGGCGUCGGCUCCGUUAGAGAGCAGCUACUGUCCGUGGGAAAAGUCAAAGCCGUUAACGGUUUGCACACAUGGAGCCUCAACAUGGACCACUCUCUGCUUUCCGCACACAUCGCUAUAGAUGAAGGUGCGGAUUCACAGAUCGUCCUCAGGAAGGCAACAAAGCUCCUUCGUUCCAAGUUUGGUUUCUCCAGCAUCACAAUCCAAGUGGAGCGAUGCAAGGCUUCAUCCAAAAGAUGAUUCUGAUUGGCUGCUCCCUCUGUGGCAACCAGCUGCAGCUGGUCUUUAAAAGCUGUGUCCAUUAUUUGGAGUAUGCAUAAAGUUUUCACCCAAACACCAUGGAAAUGAAUGUCAAUCUUACUAUUCCAGGAUGAAAUAAAAAAAUUUUUUUUGAGUUUAUUGUUUGCUCAAAUGACAGUAAGUGAAUAAAUAAACAUUUGGUUAAUUUGUUUUAAAUCAAUCUUAUUUGUAGAGUUAGUAAAGCUUACUUAAAUUGGUUGGUUACCUGGACAACACUUUUGUAAGCAUUGGGUAUAAGCUUUCAAUUGGUUUAGCAUUUUAUUUAUUUGUAGAGACAAUGAAUUUUAAUAAGCGCAGUGUAAAUAUGAGGUUGUAGCCAACGUUAACUAAAUUUGUACAAUAACCAGAUGGGUUUUCUCAAAGGAGAGGCCAUAACUCUAAAAUAUAGAUAUUAAUAUAUCAAACCAUUGUAUUUACAUGAAUGUAAAGAACCUAAGCAAGAUUAUAUUGUACUGUAUUCCACUUUUUGUACAUACAAUUUCCCUUCUGAAGCAAAUUUCUGAAUAACUGGUUGAAGUCAGGGUUGGUUUUGGCAACAUUCUUCUCCAUAAAUAACACAGCCAACGCAUGGAGACGAUCCAGUUAAUGAUGCCAAUUCACAUUGGAGCUAUAAAAACGUAGACAAUUAUAUUAUGUAGGGCCUUUUUUAAGUUGUGCUCCCCAGUUUUUAAUUAUCCAUGCUUGGUCAGAUCCUGCUGUUUGGAUAAAGGAGGCAAGGAAAGCAGAGUGAAGCAUUAGCUAGCAAAACUUAACGUAGCGAAGCUUUGCUAGCUUUGGCUUAGCUUUCACCUCCAAUGUUCUCUUUAAGUUCAUACGCAGUUUUUCUUUCUUCCCCUCUCUGCAAUAGAUUUAAAUAAUUCAAUACUCGAAAACAAAUGGAAACAUUUUGUGUAUUUAUUGAAAAUGAAAAAAAAUUACAAAAGUAUUCACGCUUUUCACUGAGAUCUUGCGGGAGGUAACGGCUGUAUUCGUGGCAAAACUUGUCAGGAAAAAAAGCAGGAAUGUGACAAAGAGCUGAACAUGUCUGCUGGACUCAGAAGGGUUAAUAAAACAUC
This is a messenger RNA of Xiphophorus couchianus (Monterrey platyfish), 2338 nucleotides long. Its product is annotated as zinc transporter 2-like. Gene Ontology annotation, molecular function: zinc ion transmembrane transporter activity. Gene Ontology annotation, cellular component: plasma membrane. The record is from RefSeq and is a predicted model, not a curated record. Bases 135 to 1223 code for a protein of 362 amino acids. The transcript is spliced from 8 exons. Gene Ontology annotation, biological process: response to zinc ion; zinc ion transmembrane transport. NCBI's taxonomy places the organism in Eukaryota, Metazoa, Chordata, Actinopteri, Cyprinodontiformes, Poeciliidae.